Molecule: messenger RNA, 652 nt
Organism: Lingula anatina
Lineage: Eukaryota; Metazoa; Brachiopoda; Lingulata; Lingulida; Lingulidae
Source: RefSeq, a predicted model, not a curated record
UGCGGAAGAUAAAUGCGUCAUCAACAUGGCCAGUACUGGCGCCCACUUGGCCAACAAAAAUGCCUGGGUGUACCACGCGUCUAAAGGAGCGGGUCUUCAGAUGACCCGCUGUAUGGCGCUAGACUUGUCCAAGGACGGGAUUCGGGUGAACUCCGUGUCUCCUGCAGCCAUCUGGACACAGACGAUCGGUAAGAUGGUCAACAAUGACAAGGAUUUCCACCGCACAACCUGGGGAAAGUUCCACAUGUUAAAGCGGUGCGGCGAGAGCGCGGAGGUGGCCGCCGUGGUGGCGUUUCUCUGCAGUAGAGACGCAGGGUUCAUCACGGGGGCGGACAUUAAGGUGGACGGCGGGUAUACCACCAUUGGACCCGAGCGCCACGGGGAGGAGGUCGGGGUGAAGCUUGCAGUUCUCUCCAAAGAACCAAAAACCUAAAAGACACCCCAGUUUAAAACGAUGUGAUUUUUUUCCUCAUUGUGCUCGUUUGUAAAAGACGGGUGUCGUGGUUGUUAUUGUGUUUGGUUCCCAGAUUCAGUAAUUGUUAUGCAGACUACCAUGGAGAAGGAAGUUUACAUGUCAUUAAGAGAGAUAAAUACCCACCAAAUUGUCCUUUAUUUUUCAUCUUUUAAGAACUGUCACAAAAAAAAAACAAAA